CGGAGCCAACCUUCUGGAAAUGUUCUUGUGGGUUAAUAGCGGGAGCUUGAAUUUGAACGUGGAUUUUUCUGACUUUUAAGAUAUCCCCCAGUGUCCGUGUUGGCUCUUAGAGCCUUUGAGGAGCCACUGCCAUGACCUUUUGGAGUCUUGCUAAAAAUGUUCAGCACCACCAUCUUAAAGUGUGCCUGACAAAUUGGGUCCGAAGUAUCUUCCAAAGCAGUAGGUCCCCGGCCUCCCAGCCCAUCAGCACAGAACUCGCUACUGCUGAUGGCUCUUCAGGCAGUUCCAUGGAGGUGCUGGGCAAAUCAUAUACCCGGGACGACCACAGCAAUGCCCCAGUGAAGAUUCUCUCCAAGGUGGGAAAAAAUUUGCAUCAGAGGAAAUAUCACCCCUUGUGGCUGGUCCUGGAGAGAGUGAAGCGCCAUUUUUAUCAGCAGUACGUGGGCCAGUAUGGGACCCCACUCUUCUCAGUCUUUGACGGACUCUCUCCGGUCGUCACACCAUGGCAGAACUUCGACAGCCUCCUUGUCCCAGCUGAUCACCCGAGCCGCAAGAAGGGAGAUAACUACUACCUGAAUCGAGUUCACAUGCUGCGCUCUCACACGUCAGCCCACCAGUGGAACUUGAUGAGGGCUGGCCUCAGUGCUUUCCUUGUGGUUGGAGACGUCUAUCGGCGGGACCAGAUUGACUCCCACCACUACCCCAUCUUCCACCAGCUGGAAGCCGUCCGUCUCUUUAGCAAGCGUCAGUUGUUUGGUGACAAUAAGGAUGGAGAACCCUUCCAGCUAUUUGAACAAAGUAGCCGCUCUGCCCACAAGCAGGAGACUCACACCAUGGAGGCUGUAAAGCUGGUGGAAUUUGACCUUAAGCAAACACUUACCAAGCUUAUUACACAUCUUUUUGGAGUUGGUCUGGAGAUUAGAUGGGUGGACUGCUACUUCCCUUUCACUCAUCCGUCUUUUGAGAUGGAGAUCAACUUUCAAGGAGAAUGGAUUGAGGUGCUGGGCUGUGGGAUCAUGGAGCAACAGCUAGUCAAUUCAGCUGGUGCUCAAAACAAAAUUGGAUGGGCCUUUGGGCUGGGAUUGGAGAGGCUGGCCAUGAUCCUGUAUAAUAUCCCUGACAUUCGCCUAUUUUGGAGUGAAGAUGAGAGAUUCUUGAAACAAUUCUAUGUCUCUGAUAUUAAUCAGAAUGUACAAUUUCAGAGUUAA
Messenger RNA from Gracilinanus agilis (Agile Gracile Mouse Opossum), 1208 nucleotides. RefSeq names its product phenylalanyl-tRNA synthetase 2, mitochondrial (gene FARS2). The record is from RefSeq and is a predicted model, not a curated record. Gene Ontology annotation, molecular function: ATP binding; phenylalanine-tRNA ligase activity; tRNA binding. Bases 132 to 1208 code for a protein of 358 amino acids. Gene Ontology annotation, cellular component: mitochondrion; cytoplasm. The transcript has 6 exons. NCBI's taxonomy places the organism in Eukaryota, Metazoa, Chordata, Mammalia, Didelphimorphia, Didelphidae. Gene Ontology annotation, biological process: phenylalanyl-tRNA aminoacylation.